Messenger RNA from Cynara cardunculus var. scolymus (artichoke), 894 nucleotides. RefSeq lists its product as uncharacterized. Bases 1 to 894 code for a protein of 297 amino acids. Lineage: Eukaryota; Viridiplantae; Streptophyta; Magnoliopsida; Asterales; Asteraceae. The transcript has a single exon. The record is from RefSeq and is a predicted model, not a curated record.
AUGAAAGACUUCCCUUCUUGUUUUGGUGAAAAUGGUGUUCAAGUGGCAGAAGCUUCUCCUUCAUCAGGUGAUCCCAUCACUCCAACUACUACUACUAGAAUUGCACAAAAUCUUGUGACUUGUGUCUACCAAUGCAGAAUGCUUAAUUCAUCUUGCUUCAUUAUCACCAUCACUUGGACCAAAAGCUUAAUGGGUCAAAGUCUUUCUGUUCGAAUUGAUGAUUCAGACCAUCAUUCUCUCUGUAAACUAGACAUUAAGCCAUGGUUGUUCUCCAAAAGAAGAGGGUUUAGAAAUCUUGAAGUGGGUUCUAAGUUGAUUGAUGUUUAUUGGGAUCUUUCGUACGCAAAGUUCGGUUCUUCGCCCGAACCGGUUGAAGGUUUCUAUUUCGCCAUUGCUAUGAACCAAGAACUGAUCUUGAUUUUAGGGGAUAUGGAGAAGGAUGUUCACAAGAAGAUGUAUGCAACUAGUUUGGCUCCAAACGGCGUUUUGAUUUCGAAAAGAGCACAUGUUUUUGGGAAGAAGGCGUAUUCGACACGGGCCCAGUUUUGUGGUAGAGGUCAAAUUCAUGAUAUCGUGGUUGAAUGUGAUACGAUGGGUGCGAAUGAUUCGUAUCUAUUGAUACGUAUAGAUGGUAACCCGGUGAUGCAAGUGAAGUGCCUGAGAUGGAAAUUUAGAGGAAAUUAUACCAUUUUGGUUGACGGUCUGCCAGUGGAGGUUUAUUGGGACGUUCAUAGUUGGCUAUUCGAGAAACUAAUGGGAAAUGCAGUGUUUUUGUUUCAGACGUGUCUUUCAUCAGAGAAACUAUGGUCGAGUGAGGAUCCAUCUUGGUUAAGUAAAGAUCGACACUCGGGUUUGGGGUUUUCUUUGGUGAUGUGUGCAUGGAAGAAUGAAUAG